Messenger RNA from Rattus rattus (black rat), 2825 nucleotides. It is a transcript of the gene Mettl16, whose product is annotated as methyltransferase like 16. Gene Ontology annotation, cellular component: nucleus. The record is from RefSeq and is a predicted model, not a curated record. The coding region runs from base 223 to 1884 and encodes 553 amino acids. NCBI's taxonomy places the organism in Eukaryota, Metazoa, Chordata, Mammalia, Rodentia, Muridae. Gene Ontology annotation, molecular function: 23S rRNA (adenine(1618)-N(6))-methyltransferase activity. Gene Ontology annotation, biological process: rRNA base methylation. The transcript has 10 exons.
CUGCUUUUAUCCUCUGGUUCUCGGAUCCUCAGGGGCUUAGCGUUGGAUCAGAAGCCGGGGACCUGGGGCGGGUGUGUGCGUGAACGCAAGCGGUAGGUGGGAGGAGUUGAAGGAGAGAGUUCCUCAUCACUCUCCUAGGCUGAUGUUUAGAGAGCGCUGAAACCGAGGCGGGAAGACGUGGAUGAGCCAGAGAAGUGGCGGAGGAUAAGUCAAAUUUAUGAGAUGGCGCUAAGCAAAUCAAUGCAUGCAAGAAAUAGAUACAAGGACAAACCACCUGACUUCGCGUAUCUGGCGUCUAAAUAUCCAGACUUUAAGCAGCACAUUCAGAUAAAUCUGAAUGGGAGAGUAAGUCUUAAUUUCAAAGACCCUGAAGCAGUCAGAGCUCUGACUUGUACUCUCCUGAGAGAGGACUUUGGACUUUCUAUUGAUAUUCCUUUGGAGAGACUAAUUCCCACAGUCCCCUUGAGACUUAACUAUAUUCACUGGGUAGAAGAUCUGAUUGGUCACCAGGAUUCUGACAAAACUACUCUCCGAAGAGGAAUUGACAUAGGUACUGGGGCAUCCUGCAUCUAUCCCUUACUUGGAGCAACCUUAAAUGGCUGGUAUUUCCUGGCCACAGAAGUGGACGACAUGUGCUUCAAUUAUGCCAAGAAAAAUGUAGAGCAGAAUAACCUGUCUGAUCUCAUCAAAGUGGUGAAAGUGCCGCAGAAGACACUUCUGAUGGAUGCGCUUAAGGAAGAGUCUGAGAUAGUCUAUGACUUCUGUAUGUGCAACCCUCCCUUUUUUGCCAACCAAUUGGAAGCCAAGGGUGUAAACUCUCGGAAUUCUCGAAGACCUCCACCUAGUUCUGUAAAUACAGGAGGCAUCACAGAGAUCAUGGCAGAGGGAGGUGAACUAGAAUUUGUCAAAAGGAUCAUCCAUGACAGUUUACAACUUAAAAAAAGAUUAAGGUGGUACAGCUGUAUGCUGGGAAAGAAGUGCAGUCUGGCUCCACUGAAGGAAGAGCUUAGAAUCCAAGGGGUUCCUAAAGUCACCUUCACGGAGUUUUGUCAGGGUCGGACGAUGAGAUGGGCCUUAGCUUGGAGUUUUUAUGAUGAUGUCACAGUACCAUCACCUCCAAGUAAACGAAGAAAAUUGGAAAAGCCAAGGAAACCCAUUACUUUUGUAGUGUUGGGGUCUGUGAUGAAAGAGUUAUCCCUCAAAGCCUCGUCUUUGGGCUCCGAGACAGUGGAAGGCAUAGUGGUUGUAACAACAUGGAUAGAAAAAAUCCUCACUGAUCUGAAGGUGCAACAUAAGCGGAUUCCCUGUGGAAGAGAAGAAGUUAGCCUUUUCCUGACAGCCAUAGAAAACUCGUGGAUUCAUUUAAGGCGGAAGAGAAGAGAGCGAGUGAGGCAGCUGCGGGAGGUGCCUCGGGCUCCUGAGGACGUCAUCUUAGCCUUGGAAGAGAGAAAGUCCACUCCCAAAGAGCUGAGUAGUGGCCAAGACAUGACCCAUUGCCUCCAAGAGAGUGCCUUGUGUGGGCUUGAUGUGCCGGAAGGCGAGUCUGCUGCUGUUGGUGGCCAUUGCCUCAGCCAGAAGUUACUGUGCCAGGAGGAAACACCGGAAGCUAUGGAGGAUGAAAGGGAUGAGGAAAGGGGAGGGAUGGAGGCCAUGGAAAGUUGUAAAGGCUCCAGCAAUGGAGCCCAGGACGGAGAGGCUUCUGAGAAGGGGGAUCACCUGGAUGGAGCGGCUGGACAUUACCUGUUUAAGUGUUUGAUGAACAUUAAGAAGGAAGCAGACGAUGCUGUUGUUGAAAUGCACUGGGUUGAGGGCCAGAAUAGGGAUUUGAUGAACCAGCUUUGCACCUACAUACGGAACCAAAUUUUGAGGCUUGUUGCUAGUUAAUUCUUAGUUUCUUCGACAGUUAGAAAAGUGUCUGUCUGGGGCUAGGGAUAUGGUGCAAUGGCCUUAUGUGCUUAGUAUCCAGAAGUUACCCUGUGUUGAGUCCCUUACAUCUAACAUCAAUACAAGGAAAAAACAAUCUAUAAAAUAGCUUGCUUUGGAGGUAGAACCUAUUGGGAAGUCAGAAGACUUUCACCCCGUCCUUUAGUGACCCCACGUGGAGUCAUCUUACAAAGCACACGUUUAGUUGGAUGUGCUCUGUGACACUUGUAAUCCCACUACUUGGAGGCUAAGGCAGGAAGACUGCUAUGGGUGUAAGGUCAGUCUACGCUACAGAGAAAGUCACUUGUCUAAAUAAAAAGAAAAGAGGAAAACAAAUGAAUCCAUUUUUAAUCACUCCGCUCUUAAAAGUUAUCUGGAGUUAUAUAAAUAGCACAGGAGGAAUUACGAUUAUUGCAACAGUAGAUAAACCUAGCAGGUCAUCUCAGCCAAAGGCCAGAGGGGCUCAGGUGGCAUCUGGUGUGGGUCAGUGCUGCCUAGAACAUGUCUGUCACUGAGGGUUGCUUGGUGAAGAGGGUAGCCGUGUUCUCCAGUGAAAGCAACACAGCAGAGCAGAGGCCCAGGAAUGCUCAUCGUUGCCUUUAAGACACCUGCUUUCUCAAGGAACCUGGCUAGCCUGGUGAUAGUGUGUCAGGGAGGGCAUCUUAGUCAGGCCAAGCCCGGGGGACACACGGGAAGCUGCAUGUUCAUCGCUCACUGCUCUUCUGACACUGCCUAUUGCAGAAGCAGACUUGAGUGAGCAAAACUCCGAGAUGUAGCUGCGGCACAGCACAGUGCGCCCGUCAGCCCACCGGCAGCAUCGUUUUGUAACAGUUGUACUGCUUUUUUUAAAUGUGAAAUGGAAUGUUUUGUUUUUUAAUAUAAGACUUAAGAAUUGAAAAUUA